Molecule: messenger RNA, 849 nt
Organism: Anisakis simplex (herring worm)
Lineage: Eukaryota; Metazoa; Nematoda; Chromadorea; Rhabditida; Anisakidae
Source: the annotation of a GenBank genome assembly
AUGGAUUUUCAAAAUCGAGCUGGAGGCAAGACUGGUGGUGGUGGGGUAGCGUCGUGGUCGGAUGCAAAUGUGGAUCGUAGAGAACGGUUGAGACAGUUAGCUCUCGAAACAAUCGAUCUGCAGAAGGAUCCAUAUUUUAUGAAGAAUCAUUUGGGUGGUUAUGAAUGUAAACUGUGUUUGACGCUCCAUAACAAUGAAGGAUCCUAUUUGGCUCAUACACAAGGAAAGAAACAUCAGUCGAAUCUAGCGAGACGUGCUGCGAAAGAAAUGACUGACCAACCAUAUCUACCUCUACCUCAACAACCUAAAGUCGAGUUGAAAAAAUUUGUCAAAAUCGGCAGACCCGGUUACAAGGUUACAAAGGAACGAGAUGCAGCGACAGGUCAACAAGCAUUAUUGUUCCAAAUAGAUUAUCCAGAGAUAGCAGAAGGAGUGACACCAAGACAUCGAUUCAUGUCAGCUUACGAACAGAAGAUACAACCGCCAGAUAAACGGUGGCAAUAUCUGCUGUUCGCUGCAGAGCCGUACGAAACAAUCGCGUUCAAAAUACCGUCAAGGGAAGUGGAUAGGAAUGUGGACGGUGAUGAUAAGUUUUGGGUGUUGUGGAAUAAGGAGACGAAGCAGUUGUUUAUGCAGUUCGCGUUUCGUUUGGACAGAGGUACAACAGGUAACGACCGAGGCCCGAAUGGUGAGCAAUCGAUGGGCAACCGUUCUGGCAGAGAUCACCAUUCUCUCAUCUCGGACACACCACCGCCACCUCCACCCCCACCUCCCUCAUCACAACUCAGAUCUAAUGCUCAUGCGCCUGUACCUGUUCCACCUCCCAUGUUCUUACCACCGCCUUUCUAA